Juglans regia (Persian walnut) is the source of this 2166-nucleotide messenger RNA. RefSeq names its product L-type lectin-domain containing receptor kinase IX.1-like. Gene Ontology annotation, biological process: protein phosphorylation. The record is from RefSeq and is a predicted model, not a curated record. Gene Ontology annotation, molecular function: protein kinase activity; ATP binding; carbohydrate binding. Gene Ontology annotation, cellular component: plasma membrane. The transcript has 2 exons. NCBI's taxonomy places the organism in Eukaryota, Viridiplantae, Streptophyta, Magnoliopsida, Fagales, Juglandaceae. Bases 122 to 2026 code for a protein of 634 amino acids.
UUUUUUUCUUCUCCUUCCGGAACAGAAUCCUCUGUUUCUUUAUAAGAGCUUCUUGUAGCUAUUCGCAUUACACUCUGCAGUAUCUUUAGCCCAACAUCCUCAAUCCUUCCAAACUACGAUCAUGGUUGGCAACGACUUCAAAGUCAAACAUUUCCGCUUUCCAAAGCCCCCGUUCAUCUUUUAUCUGUCAAUGAUUGCCACUUUCUUCUUAGUAAUCCCUUUUACAAGUGCGAUAUCCUUCAACUAUACCAGCUUCAAUUCCGACGACACCAACAUAACAUAUGAUCAGAGAGCUGCCGCUGCAGACAACGUCAUCCGACUCACCGGCAACCAGGCCCAUAACCAGUUCGUGGGUCGCGCCACGUAUUCCCGUCCGAUGCAUCUGUGGGAUAAGGUCUCCGGAAACCUCACUGAUUUCACUACCCAUUUUUCCUUUGUCAUCGAUUCUCAAAAUAGAACGAAAUAUGGAGAUGGGCUUGUGUUCUUCCUAGAUCGUGCUGGUUCAAAGAUUCCCGAAUCCGUCACAAAAGGUGGCGGUAUGGGUCUUACUCGAGAUGGCCAGGAAUUAAACACCACAGACAAUCAUUUUGUGGCAGUGGAGUUCGAUAUCUAUAAGAACAGCCUUUGGGAUCCUCCCGGCCUUCAUGUAGCCGCAACAGGAAAUGCUUCUGCAAUGCAUACCAUUUACUCAUGGGAUUUCAGUUCCAGUUUGGAAACUGAUGAUGAUAUUGUAACUAAUCCAACAGGGUCAGGUGCUCCAAGCCGAAGUAAAAACAAGAAGUUAGGGUUAGCCUUGGGGUUGGGCGCCGGUGGAUUUUUUUUGGUUGGUGGGCUGGCUUUGGUUCUGUUGGCCUUAUGGAAGAAGAGUAGGAGAGAUCAAGAAGAUGAUCUUGCCUUUGCUGUAUACAUGGAUGAGGAAUUUCAGAGGGGAACUGGGCCAAAGAGGUUCUCGUUUAAGGAAUUGGCUCGUGCCACGAAGAAUUUUAGUGAUGAAGAAAAGCUAGGUCAGGGAGGAUUUGGAGGUGUUUACAGAGGAUUUUUAAGGGACUCAAAUGCUUCUGUUGCUAUUAAGAGAGUAUCAAAAGCGUCUAAACAGGGGAUUAAGGAGUAUGCAUCGGAAGUAAAAAUCAUUGGCCAAUUAAGACAUAGAAAUUUGGUGCAACUCCUUGGGUGGUGCCAUGAAAGGAGAGAACUCUUGCUCGUUUAUGAGUUCCUAUCUAAUGGAAGCUUAGAUUCAUUUCUUUUUAAAGACAAUAGCUUACUGAUAUGGGAAUUGAGGUACAAAAUUGCCCAAGGCUUGGCCUCGGCCUUACUCUACUUGCACGAGGAAUGGGAACAAUGUGUAGUGCAUAGAGAUAUAAAAUCAAGCAACAUUAUGCUUGAUUCAGACUUCAAUGCUAAACUUGGAGAUUUUGGGUUAGCUAGGUUUGUGGACCAUGACAAAGGGUCGCGAACCACUGUUUUGGCAGGCACCAUGGGCUACAUGGCUCCCGAAUGUGUGACAAGCGGUCAGACCGGCAAGGAAUCGGAUGUCUAUAGUUUUGGGAUUGUUGCUUUGGAGAUAGCUUGUGGAAGAAAACCAGUUACUCCUAAAGCCCCUGAAGAUCAAGUAAUAAUGUUGGAGUGGGUUUGGGGUCUCUAUGGAAGAGGAGAGGUACUUGAGGCAGCUGACCCAAGGUUGCUUGGAGACUUUAAUGAGCAGCAAAUGGAGCAGUUGAUGAUUGUUGGGUUGUGGUGCGCUCACCCUGAUCGCAACCUUAGGCCUUCAAUAAGGGAGACAAUUCAUGUCCUCAAUUUUGAAGCUCCAUUGCCUGUUCUCCCAUCAAAUAUACCGCCACCAGUAUAUCCUCCACGAGCGAAUAGAGUCAAUAGACCAGCUGAGACCUCCCUCCUCUACACAUCCAAUGUUGCUACUGAUUCUGAGGGGGGGAAAUCCCAAUAUUCAAGCCAGAUCAGUUACAACACCAAUUCCUCACAGUUGACGACCUCAUCCUCUACAUCUGUAUCUCUUUUGAAUGUUGGUUAGAGAUGCAUUUAAUCUGGUAUUUAUUGAUCUUAGGUGUAAAGAUUUAUGUUGUUUAGCCAUGCUUAGACUGGUUGGUUAUAAGCAUACUCAUGGAUACCAUGCACAGAAAAGUGCGUUGUACCUGAAAUAUAUGGGUUUUA